CCCGCCCAUUGAUAGCUCGGCGCUCCGCCGCUCCCGCAGGCGGGAUUCCGGGCGGCCGCCCUGCCGCUGGAGACACGCGCGUCCGCGAGCCGAGGCGACGCCGCGCCCGGCCGGGGCUGGGCCCGCCCCGCGCUGGCAGCGCCCCUGUGCGCCCUACGGUUGCUGCGCGCACGAAGGGCCAUGGCGCCUCCGCGCUGCUCGUCCGCGCCCCGCUGCCCGGCCCGGCCCGUGCUGGAGGUCAGGAAGAAGCCGCUGUCCCGCGAGUGACUCCAGGCGUCAUGGCAUCCGGCUGCCCGCCUCCCUUCGGCGACCCGGGGGAGAUGAGGGAGGGCUUCCUGUGCCCCCUGUGCCUGAAGGACCUUCAGUCUUUCUACCAGCUCCAGGCGCACUACGAAGAGGAGCACUCCAGUGAGGACAGAGACGUCAAAGGGCAGCUCAAAAAUCUAGUCCAGAAGGCCAAAAGAGCAAAGAAGAAAUUGCUGAAACGAGAAGAUGAUCGAACUGAUUCGGGGUCUCAGGAACGAUAUGAGUCAUUUAGCUAUGGUGGAGUAGAUCCAUACAUGUGGGAGCCCCAAGAACUAGGUGCUAUGAGAAGCCAUCUUUCUGAUUUCAAGAAACACCGAGCAGCCAGGAUUGAUCACUAUGUAGUUGAAGUUAAUAAGUUAAUAAUCAGGUUAGAAAAGCUUACAUCGUUUGACAGAGCAAACACAGAGUCAGCUAAAAUAAGAGCUAUAGAAAAGUCUGUUGUGCCUUGGGUCAGUGACCAGGAUGUUCCAUUCUGCCCAGACUGUGGCAAUAAGUUCAGUAUUCGAAACAGACGUCACCACUGCCGCCUUUGUGGGUCUAUCAUGUGCAAGAAAUGCAUGGAACUUGUCAGUCUUCCUUUGGCAAGCAAACUCACCAGUGCCAGCAAAGAGGCCUUGGGUUCUCAUACUAGCCCGAACUCCUCACCUAAUAGUGUCCAUGGCUCCCGCCGUGGCAGCAUUAGCAGCAUAAGCAGCGUGAGCUCAGUUCUGGAUGAGAAAGAUGAUGACAGGAUCCGUUGUUGUCAGCACUGCAAAGACACCCUGCUCAAAAGAGAACAACAGAUUGAUGAGAAAGAAUACACCCCAGAGAUUGUGAAACUCUAUGAGAAACUCCGACUGUGCAUGGAGAAGGUUGACCAGAAAGCCCCUGAAUACAUAAGGAUGGCAGAAUCACUAAAUGCUGGGGAGAUGACCUAUAAUCUUGAACAUGCUAAUGACUUGAGGGUGGAGAUUCAAAAAGUGUAUGAGUUGAUAGAUGCUUUAAGUAAGAAGAUUUUGAGUCUGGGCUUGCAUGAAGAGCCCCAACCCCAUCCUAAAAUACUGCAACUUCAAAGAAUGAUAAGAUACUCAGCGACGCUUUUUGUUCAGGAAAAACUCCUUGGUCUGAUGUCCCUGCCAACCAAAGACCAGUAUGAAGAGUUGAAGAAGAAAAGAUUGCAUAUGGUGGCUCUUGAAACGUGCAGAAAACAAGAGGAAAAGCAGAAAGAUUUGAUCUCCAGAUCUGCAGCUGCAGUUAAUGGUGACGCAACUCAUCCGAAAAAAGGAACAGUAAGGAAAUCCGAAGGCUGGUUACCCACAUCUAGCAUAUCUCGAGAGAGAGAGAUAGCAGACCCACUUCUUCAGCAGAUUGACAAUAUCACAUCCUUUAUUAAGCAAGCAAAGGCAGCUAAUCGGAUAGAUGAAGUCCAUAUGUUGCAAGAGAACCUGAGACAGCUUCAGGAUGAGUAUGAUCAACAGCAGACUCAGAAAGCUAUUGAGCUUUCUAAAAAACAGGCAGAAGAGGAAGAAAUGCAGAGGGAGGAACUUCAGGUUCUUCGUGAAAAAGAGUGGGAAAGAGAACACCACAAAGUCAUGUCUCAGCACUCAAGGACACGCUCCUUAGACUUCAGAGAAGUCAAGCAGCAUCAGCAUGAAGCCGAAAAAGAGAAUCAGAACUUGAUAGCACAUGCAUUGGAUUUGGAUAUUACUCAGAUCAAAAGGAACCCAAGUUUUAAAGCUCCUGUUGUUGAAGAGCUGCCAGCUAAAGAGCACUUGAUCGUCCCGGUCAGACCCCAGAAUGUCCCACGGUGUGAUAGAGGCAAAGACCAAAAUCAGACAGCAUCUCUAAACCCCUUUGAAGAUGAUGCAGAUACUCCUCAAUUAGAGGAAGACCCUGCUAAUCUAUUUGCCAAAGGCGCUUCUCAAAUGGCUUCUUUUUCUAACACAGCUUUGCAGAGUGACAAAAAGGAAUAUAAUCCAUUUGAAAAUGAUGAGGAGGAUGAACAAACUAAUGGAGCAGCCGUCAGUACUUCAAAUCCCUUUGAAGAGGAUGGAAAUACAUUUCAAAAGCCUGGGGACAGAUGGAAUUCUGGGAAUCCAUUUGAAGAGGGAUCCUCUACCAAUCCCUUUGAAGUGGACGAUGACAAUGAGCUCUCAGGAGAGGAGGUUAUUGAGGAAGAACUGCUUCUCCAACAGAUAGAUAAUAUCAAAGCUUAUAUAUUUGAUGCCAAACAUAGUGGACGAAUGGAUGAGGUGGAGGUAUUGACAGAGAACUUGAAGGAAUUGAAGCGCACGUUAGCAAAGCAGAAGGAGAAAUCAAACUGCUGAGGCAGCAACAGGGUCAUGUAAUGAUUGUUUUAAGUCCACUGUUUAAACAUGUGAAGGUGGAGCAGAUAAUUGUAAAGAGGAAUAUAGGUUAUGAGAGGGAAUUGUAGAAUCUUGAGUUUUACGCACUUUCAUUUAGGCAUUUCCACUACUACUCAGUCUUGGGGAAUGAAAAUUGAGGAAUGCUGGCAUGCUGCUGGUCUUGAACACUUUUAGUAAGAAAUUAUUUUAAAAUAAUUUGUUACAGUCUUUUUUAUGCUGACUGGUCUUAUCAUGUGCUUAUUUCGGUCAAAAUGGUUGAGUGCUAAUUGGGAAUCACAAUUUGGAAAUGGUCGCAAGGUUGUCUUGUCAUCUUUCCUUCUCCUUUCUGUCACAGAAUUAUUGUAGUAGUUGUAGUAUUGGCCUUUCAAAAGGAGACCAAAACUUUUCUGAAGUUUCUGUGCCUCAGGUAUCCUCUGAUAACAACAGUGCAGGUGUUACAGGCUAACUUAAUUGCCUUAAUGUGUUAAGCCGUUAAAAGGCUACUGAUUCUUUGAGCUGCAGGAUAUUACAGGCUGCAGAUGAAUUCUGUGCAAUGCUAAUACAUAAAAGGGACUUCAAGACUAUAAAAAGAACUUGAAAACUGAUCUCAUAUGAGUAACUCUUCUGUGUUUAUAAAAAUUCCCAGGUAAACUUUGGAGGCUGCCUUUUCAUCGCUUCUAGCUUCCCAGAUGCUCUGGGCACAGGUUACAGGGUAAUAAAGCAAGCUAUGCCAUGGUCAGAGACCUGCUUGUGUGGGAACGAGUAUUUAAACACUCAUUUCCAGCAAAAAGAGCAUCAGGCUAGUACCACUUCAAAACAUAGUAUCAAGGGUAACCUUCCAAUUCCUAGUUAUCUGAUGGAACCUGCACAUUCCUUCGUAUUCUCUGGGUGACAGAAUGAUCAUGUUUCCAGUAUCCGUGAGACUGGAACCCUCUGUGCUUAGCAUUCAAGGAAAAGAAAUCUUGUUUACAAGGGAAAGCUGAAGUGCCACUAAACUGGAAUUCUGUGGAAGUUGGAGGACAAAGUCUGUGGCUGUGAUAGUACCAAAAGGCAGUUCUAUUUUAUAUUUAAUUCCUCUUAGAAGAAACUAUAAGCAUGUCUGUCUUAAAUAAGCAGCUCCAAAUCAAGAGCCUUGCUUAUGGUUUGUGAUCCAGGGUAUGACUGUGGGUGAAGGUCAGUGCCUGUGAUGCACAAGGGCUUAGAGCUGGGCAUCUGAAGAUUAGUAUCUAAAAAUGUAGGAUCACUUCAGUGACAGGUGAGCCUGCAUCUUUGCAAAACACUGAGCCUGAGCUGCUUUGAUUUUUGUCCUUGAAAGUCAGAGCCCCAUCAUCAGACAUCAGUGUUUGAAAGGGUGAUGGGGAGGGGUUAGCCUAAAGGGUGUACUUAUUUAAAGUUGAAAUAGAGGAAAAUCGGGCAGAUCACACUAUAUAGCACUAAUACCAUUAGGCUUACUCAGGAGUGCAAACUCUUAUGGAAUGGGACAUUGCUUUUAACUAUGCCUCUGAUAAUACAUGAAUAGCAUAGCUAUAGUCCAAGCAUUGGAUAGGAUUUUAGACACAAAACAGUUGUACUACCUAAACAGUAGGAACUGUAGUUUUAUUUUGUUGUUAAUAAGCGGACGUAGGGACUUCUAGAAUUUCCAUAAAAAUUCAUAUCCUCACUUAGUGACACUAAUAACUGAUCAAAAUAACUUAGAGCAGACACUUAAGGACAACUGACCUUCAUACUAGUAGCCUAAGUCUGAAGCUGUAAGGUAUGCAGAACUGGUUGUCUUGAUUAAAGGCAAAUUCCUAACGCUUUUAUACUGAAAUAUCUUUAAUUACAGAUCAGUGAGCCCUUGAGUGUUAUUUUGCACUAAGUGAAAUGAAGAACAGAGGACUCUGAUUUGUAAACAGAGAGAACUCAACUACUGAACGGUGGCACGAGGUUUAUGAAGGCAGCAGGAAUAUGUGUUAACAAAGCUAAUCUUAAUCCCUGGAAUUUUUUGUUUUAAAAGAACUACUAUAAAAUAGUUAUUUAAGACAGAUCUGUUUGCUAGUCAAGAAAAUUAUUCCCUGCAUUAUAUCUCAGAACAUCUUUUGGUCUCAACAUGAAACGAAUAUUUCAGUGGCUUCAGCUUGUACAUUAAAAAGUGUUUGUUUUUUUUCCCCUUGUUGCAAAUAUCCUGCCUUGUUUAUAUUUUACAGUCUAAUACACUAAUAAAUUAUCCUUAUUGUAUAUGUAAUAAUUUUUACAAGCAGAUAAAAGACUAGCAUACCUCAUGAUCUUUGUCAGUGUUAAGUGAUAUACUAGACAUCUAACAUUAAAGUCAUAAGACUCCAAAGGGAAAACCUUAUGCUGGUAUUUGGACUGCUGUGGAACUUACAAGGCACAAUAAAAUGAAGACAUCUUAACUAUAAAGCUAAGUAACUAGCAUUGACAUUUGUUAAAAUUGCAUGCACUACUCUGGAAACUUUGUAAGAGACGAAAUAAAAUAACAUGUUUAUUUUG
Dromaius novaehollandiae (emu) is the source of this 5120-nucleotide messenger RNA. It is a transcript of the gene RBSN, whose product is annotated as rabenosyn, RAB effector. The transcript is spliced from 12 exons. The record is from RefSeq and is a predicted model, not a curated record. The coding region runs from base 279 to 2612 and encodes 777 amino acids. Lineage: Eukaryota; Metazoa; Chordata; Aves; Casuariiformes; Dromaiidae. Gene Ontology annotation, molecular function: metal ion binding.